Messenger RNA from Cuscuta campestris, 4227 nucleotides. Lineage: Eukaryota; Viridiplantae; Streptophyta; Magnoliopsida; Solanales; Convolvulaceae. The record is from the annotation of a GenBank genome assembly.
CUACUUUGAAAGUGGAAGUCAACCACGGAAGUCGACGGACCAAAAUUGUCCAUCUUCUAUCCUUUUUUUUUCAAUAUUGUUUUUUUUUUGAUAAAACUCGGAAGUUAGCCAUGAAUGCCUCCCAACCAUUUCUUGUUGCUCCGGAAACAAUGGAGCUCCUCCCAAACCUCAUGUCAUUUCUCUCCCAAUUCCUCCCAAAACUUCACCAGAAUGUCUUUUCUUCUCUCGGCUACACAGACUCCAAAAGCUCCCUGCAAUUUCCCCCAUCUAACCCCCCAUCCAUUCCAUUUCCACAACAAAUCAUCGAAAUUACGGGUCAUCAAUAUUGGGGAUCCCUCGCUGUUCUUGUUGAGGCUUCGAAUCAAGAGGUACCCGGAGAUAUUUGCAGAGCAAAGUAGGAAUUUGAUCGUUAAAGCUUAAGAUUAUAUCGAUUUUCCGGCCUUAUGAAUGAGUUAUGGAGGAUUUGGAAUGAUUGAGAUGAGCGGAACGAGGAUUCCCGUUCCAUGUUUGCUGUUGCUGAUUCUUGCAUUGGCGUCAUUUUGGCCCGUUUGGUGUGAAGAUGACGUGGAUGACUCCGAUGGCGAUGUUGGUGGGGGCAAUCAAGCUGCUGCAGUGCCAAUUGUUUCAUCUCUCAUAUAUACCCAAAUUUCGAACCUUACAAAGGUUUAUAACAAAGAUAUCAACAGGGAGCUUGGAUUUUGCAUUAAUGAUGUAGAUGCAGAUGUCAAUGCAGCCUUCAAUUUUUCCAAGAAUUUGGAUUUCAUGAGUAACUGUUACAAAGAGACAAAAGAUGUAAGACAACGACUAUGUACUGCUGCAGAGAUAAAAUUUUACUUCACCAGUUUUUUGGAUACAAGAUCAGCAGAGGUUCAAUUCUUAAAACCCAACCGUAACUGUAAUUUGACCUCUUGGGUUCCUGGAUGUGAACCGGGAUGGGCUAGCAGUGUUUCUACAGAUGAAAAGGUGGACCUUAAGAACUCCAAGGAUGUACCGGAUCGAACUCAAAAUAGCCAGCCUUGUUGUGAGGGUUUUUUUUGCCCUCGAGGUCUCACUUGCAUGAUACCUUGCCCAUUAGGUGCUUACUGCCCUCGUGCUUCACUCAACAAAGCAACUGGUGUGUGUGAUCCGUAUCAGUACCAAAUACCUCCUGGAAAGACAAACCAUACGUGCGGUGGAGCUGAUAUAUGGGCUGGCGACACAAGUAGUGAGGGGUUGUUCUGUUCUGCAGGAUCUUAUUGCCCCUCUACUACGAAAAAGAUAUCUUGCUCUAAAGGGCAUUACUGCAUGAAGGGUUCGACAAAGCCAAAAGCAUGCUUCAAGUUGAGUACAUGCAAUCCAAAAUCCGAGAUCCAAAAUCUGCACGCCUUUGGGUUCAUGAUAAUUGGUGCUUUAAGUUUUAUACUUAUAAUCUUUUAUAAUUUCUCUGAUCAAGUCAUAACAACUCGGUAUGCAAGAAUGGCCAAGUCCAGGGAAGCUGCAGCAAAACAUGCCCGAGAAACUGCACAUGCAAGGGAAAGAUGGAAGUCUGCAAAAGAUGUUGCAAAGACUGGGGGUUUAGCUGGAUUACGGCAGUUCUCUCGGACGUUCUCUAGGAAAGCUAAUAAUACAAAGCAAGCAGAUCAGUCGGGCCCAUCCCUACCUCAUAAAGACCCUGCAGCAGAAAAGAAAAAGGAACCAAACAACCUUACAAAGAUGAUGCAUUCAAUUGAAAAGGAUCCAGAAAAUCAAGAAGGCUUCAACAUGCAGAUAGGAGAUAAGAAUAUUAAGAAACAAGCACUUAAGGCUAAACAAUUGCAUAGUCGGACCCAAAUAUUUAAGUAUGCAUAUGGUCAACUUGAGAAAGAGAAAGCUUUGGAGCAGGUGCAGCAAAACAUGACCUUCUCAGGGAUAAUUUCAAUGGCCACAGAUGAAGAUAUCAAGACUAGGCCCACGCUAGAGAUUGCCUUCAAAGAUCUAACAAUAACUCUCAGAAAGAAGCAUAAACAUUUGAUGAGAAGUGUUACUGGGAAAUUGAUGCCGGGCCGGAUAUCCGCUGUCAUGGGUCCAUCAGGAGCUGGAAAGACAACUUUUCUUUCUGCAGUGGUAGGAAAGAUUACCGGCUGCACGAUAACAGGCUCAAUUCUCAUAAAUGGACAGGAUGUAUCCAUUCAGUGUUACCGGAAAAUUAUUGGUUUUGUACCCCAAGAUGAUAUUGUCCAUGGGAACUUGACAGUGGAAGAGAACCUCCGUUUCAAUGCACGGUGCAGGCUAGCCGAAGAUCUUCCAAAGGCUGACAAGGUCCUCAUCAUAGAAAGGGUCAUUGAGUCACUGGGUCUGCAGGGAGUGAGGGAUUCAUUAGUUGGGACUGUUGAAAAGCGUGGAAUCUCAGGUGGUCAGAGGAAGCGAGUAAACGUUGGAAUGGAAAUGGUCAUGGAACCUUCACUGCUAAUAUUGGAUGAGCCCACAUCUGGUUUAGACAGUUCAUCUUCCAAUUUACUUCUUAAAGCUCUUAGGCGUGAAGCUCUUGAAGGAGUAAACAUCUGCAUGGUUGUUCACCAACCAAGCUACACCUUGUACAAGAUGUUUGAUGACUUGAUACUUCUUGCCAAAGGCGGUCUUAUUGUGUACCAAGGAUCUGUUAAGAAAGUAGAAGAAUAUUUUAAAGGCCUUGGAAUAACUGUUCCAGAUCGUGUAAAUCCUCCAGAUCACUUCAUUGACAUCCUUGAGGGAAUUGAGAAACCACCUGAAGGGCUGACCAUUGAACAACUUCCUGUUAGAUGGAUGCUUUAUAAUGGGUAUCCUGUUCCCCCUGAUAUGAUGCACUUAUGUGAUGAGGCGGCAUCAUCAUCAAACGGUACCACACCGCCUCCGCAACCUCUUGCAGGAGAUAUGUGGCACGAGACUCGAGAUUCUUCACAUCACAACUUUUUGGCAUCCCACGACUUAUCUAAUCGAGCCACUCCUGGUGUGGGACGCCAGUUUAGAUACUACCUCGGAAGGACCACAAAGCAGCGAUUGCGAGAAGCUGAAGUACAAGCAGCAGAUUAUCUGAUCCUUUUGGUUGCUGGAGCAUGCUUAGGAACCCUUUCGAAGACAAAGGGUGACACAUUUGGAUAUUAUGGCUACAUGUAUAGUGUCAUUGCAGUCUCACUCUUAUGUAAGAUUGCAGCCCUGAGAUCCUUUACCUCAGACAAGUUAGAAUACUGGAGAGAGAGAUCAAGUGGCAUUAGCAGUUUAGCUUAUUUUCUUUCAAAGGAUUGUCUGGACCUUUUCAAUACUAUCAUAAAGCCCCUGGUUUUCCUUUCGAUGUUCUAUUUUUUCAACAACCCCAGAUCAACAUUCUGGGAGAACUACGUCGUUUUCCUGUGCCUUGUGUACUGUGUUACUGGAAUGGCCUAUGUAUUUGCAGUUUGCUUCCAACCCGGUCCUGCGCAGUUGUGGUGCGUUCUUUUUCCCGUUGUUCUGACUCUCAUCGCGAACCAGGAUGCGGAUGACAAGGUUGGGAAGUAUAUAGGAAGGUUUUGUUAUCCAAAGUGGGCUUUAGAAGCCUUUGUUACUGCAAAUGCACAAAGAUUCUCUGGAGUAUGGUUGAUAACCCGUUGUGGAGCACUAAUGAAGCUGGGUUACGAUGUUCAUGAUUGGACGAGAUGUCUUCUUCUGCUCUUGCUCACGGGCGCACUUAGUCGAUUGGUAGCCUUUCUUUGUUUAAUUAGUCUAGGAAAGAAAUGACUUCCUCACACCAUAGUCUUUUAGGGAUGACCUUGUUGUAUGUGCCACUCCUUUUGUACAAUGUAAUCAUAUAGUCUUGUAUGUCAUGUACUGAUGUAUAAUUGAGUGGCUUCCCUUUGGAUAGAAUGUACACCCCCGGUUCAUGUGACAUUGAAUUUCAAUGUCAUAGCAUGACCCGGGGCUCCUACAAUGCUCUAUUGAUAAAUUUGAUGGUUCGUUCCCCCUACACCCUCUGCCCCUUGUACCUCCCAUCCUUCGCCGCUUGGCCACCGUAGCCAAUCGUAGAGGGGGUGAAAACUAUCAAUUUUACCAACAAAGUCCCGUAGGAGACUCGGGUCAUCUUAUGAUAUUGAGCUCAAUAUUACAGGAACCGGCCUGUAAAAUGUAACUAGUUUCAUCUUUUAGAUUUCUCAACUAGAAGAACUUGUAAUGUCUUAUAGCUGUUGUGCCUUAUUCUCACUAUUGUACUUCUACCAAGAUGUUCACAAGUACUCCUUGUAUUAAAUUUGAUCUGCACAA